CCCAACCCUGCAGCCCAGUAAAUUUGGCUAUAAAACCCCUGCACCCCAUCGGCCGUCCUCCGCCUCUCCCCUUUUGCAUGCCUCACCGGCCUCUCCACCUCCUCCGCCUCCCUCCCUCCAAUGCGAUACCACUGCUAACCCCUGCUCCCCAAUCCGGAUCCCCCCAACCGACCCCCCGGAUUCGCCGUCCCCUCGCCCCCUCCCAGCUCCGCAAUUCCGUCCCCACUCCCGCAAUCUGAUCGGAUCUUUCGUCUCUCUGGGGGGGUUUUGAUUUCCCAUCGUCUUCUUUUCUCGGGUUGCGCGCCAGUGUUGUUGAUCCGUAUGGAGAUGAGGGGCGCGAAGGUGGUGGUGGCGGCGGCGGAGAGGACGGAGGAGAAAGAGAUGGACUUGCUCCUCAGCGAGAUCCCCCACGUCACGUCGCCGCAGGGCCAGCGCGGCGUCGGCGUCGGCGUCACCGGCCACGGCAACGGCGUGCAUGGCGCCGCGGGCGGCCACGGCUACGCCGCGCCGCGCUACGGUGAGGACGGCUACUUCGCCAUGGUCCUGAACCGUCGCGAUGAUGGCGCCCCACCCCAGGGAGGCGGCGUGGCCUUCGCCGCGCCGCUCUCCGUGGGCUCCGUGCCGUCGCCGGCGUCGGGACCGUUCGUCGGUAGCGCAGUGCCACCGCCGCCGCCGGCGGCGCGGGCGGUGGUCGACCCGGACCAGCAGUGGCUCGCGAGCCAGCUCCGCGGCCUGCGCAUCGGGGACGCGCCCGCCGCGGGCGCGCAGGCCGCGCUCCAGCGCCAGGGCCCGCUGGCCCCGCCUCCAGUCAAGAGCCCGGCCCCGACUGAUGUCUCCGCGGCGCGCGGCGCCUACCAUGGGUACAACUUCGCGGCGCCAGGUUCUUCCGUCCACCAUGAACACGUGUUCCUUGAUCAGGCCAAACCCGUCGGGUACGUCGCAGCACGGCCGCAGCGCUUCCUGUCGGACGUCGGCUUGGAUGGCUACGGCGGCUUCCCCAGAGGCCUGGACGCCAGCAUUGGCGGCUUCAUGUACAAUAGGGUAGGGCAUGGCACGGGCAUUGGUUGGGGCCAAGGUUUGGUGCACCCUGAUCUCGCCGAGUCCUACUUGCUUUCCAGGCACACUGGUGCAGAGUUUUUCAGUCCCAGUCCGAUUGCUCUUGACGUCCGUGGUGGACCAAUGGUACAAUAUGCAUAUGGUCUCCCCGUGGCAGACAACGGGUUUGCAAGAAAUGUAAAUCAGUUUGAGGCAUUUCGUUGUGAGAACAGUAUGAUGUUUGAUGGGAAGAAGAACAUGAACUUUUCGGAACGUGGGCUGGAGAGGAGAUUUCAGCAGUUUAUCAACAACAGGACACCGGAGCCUGGGAAUUCUAGGACUAUGAGGUAUGAGAACAUGGUUCGAGUUAAGGAGUACAUCUAUUUUAUGGCCAAGGACCAGUAUGGGUGCCGGUAUUUGCAGCAGAAGUUUGAGGAAGGGAAGCAUCAUGUGGAUGUGAUCUUUGAAGGAAUCAUCAACCACAUUGCAGAUCUUAUGAUCAACUCUUUUGCCAACUAUCUUGUACAGAAGAUGCUGGACGUGUGUGAUGAAGAGCAAAGGCUGAGGAUCAUCGUUGUGCUGACACAAGAUCCUCUGAGGCUGGUUGCUAUCUGUCUAAACAUGCAUGGGACAAGGGCAGUACAGAAAUUGAUUGAGACUGUUACGACCAGAGAGCAGAUUGUACUUAUUACUUCAGCCCUACAGCCAGCCUUCAUGGAGCUUGUCAAUGACCCUAACGGUAAUCAUGUAAUACAGAAGUGCCUGACAAACUUUGGGGCAGAUGAGAACAAGUUCAUAUAUGAGGCCGCUGCAGCUAACUGUUUUGAUAUGGCGAUACAUCGCCAUGGAUGCUGUGUUCUACAACGUUGCAUCUCUAGUGCCCGUGGUGCCUACCAGGCCAAGCUAAUUGUGGAAAUAUGUGCUCGUGGCUUUGAACUUGCUCAAGAUCCAUUUGGGAACUAUGUGGUACAAUAUGUUCUGAAUCUGAAAAUUCCUUCUGCAAAUGCUCACUUGGCAUCUCAGUUUGAAGGGGGGUAUAUUUAUCUCUCAAAGCAGAAGGUGAGCAGCAACGUGGUGGAGAAAUGCCUGAAGAUUUUCCCAGAUGAUGCCAAAGCUGUCAUAGUGCGUGAAUUGCUCAAUGGGUCUCAUUUUGAGCAACUGCUGCAAGACCCUUACGCCAACUACGUCAUCUACACUGCCCUUCUCAACACCAGGGGCCAUCUUCACAAUGCCCUUGUUGAAGCUAUCCGCCCUCAUGAGGACGCCAUCCGGACUAGCCCCUGUUGCAAAAGGAUCUCCAGGGCCCUCUCCAGGAGGUGAGAGAGGUGUACAACUUGUAUACCUGUGGUACCAAGAAGGCUGCCUGUAUUUCAUUGUUGUCAAUUUAUGUUCACUAGCUGUUCACCAUAAUGUACCUGUCCACACCCUGCCCAACACGAGCCUCGUCAGGGUCCUGAAAAGGCGGAUUUUGGUUACAAGAACAUCGGUUUAAGUUAUCGUCAGGUUGUAAAGAUUUUCCCCAGGUGGUACCCGCCCUUCUGUCUUCCGUGGUGUAGUUUUUUUUGCUGCACGCCUGUCCUGAUGGUGGUGCUGUAGUGUGGAGUUGUAAAAGAACCCGUGUGCUUUCUCCGCUGUAUCUGCUGUAUUUGUUUCCACGUUGGAUUGUGUGAAUUGUUACUGUUGAACAAGUCGUUAUACUUGUUGCUUUUUAUACAUAAAUGUUGUGUUUUGAGGAAUGACAUUUUGUGGAAA
This is a messenger RNA of Panicum virgatum (switchgrass), 2787 nucleotides long. RefSeq names its product pumilio homolog 1-like. The transcript has 5 exons. Gene Ontology annotation, biological process: post-transcriptional regulation of gene expression. The coding region runs from base 322 to 2355 and encodes 677 amino acids. The record is from RefSeq and is a predicted model, not a curated record. NCBI's taxonomy places the organism in Eukaryota, Viridiplantae, Streptophyta, Magnoliopsida, Poales, Poaceae. Gene Ontology annotation, cellular component: cytoplasm. Gene Ontology annotation, molecular function: mRNA binding.